Xenopus laevis (African clawed frog) is the source of this 1089-nucleotide messenger RNA. It is a transcript of the gene crisp1.7.S, whose product is annotated as cysteine-rich secretory protein 1 gene 7 S homeolog. The record is from RefSeq and is a predicted model, not a curated record. Gene Ontology annotation, cellular component: extracellular region. Bases 111 to 869 code for a protein of 252 amino acids. Lineage: Eukaryota; Metazoa; Chordata; Amphibia; Anura; Pipidae. The transcript is spliced from 8 exons.
AGGAGGGUUGCUAAGGAGUAUAUAUAUAGAUACAGUUACAUCCACUUGACAGAGAGAAGGAACGAAAGGAAUCGCGUGAGUUACCUGCUGAGCAUCGUUAGAAUAGAAGCAUGGACUGCACAGGGAAAAUGAUGCUGAUUGUUGUCUUCUGUCUUUCAACCUUCUUGCAGCAUGCAGCUGCUGCGGCCGUGUUCCCUUUUUCCACACUAUCAACGUAUAAUGCCACCAACAGGCAGAAGAUCGUAGAUACCCAUAAUGCCUACAGGAGAAGCGCCAAACCAACUGCAGCCAACAUGCUGAAAAUGAGUUGGAAUGCCAGGGCAGCAAAAACAGCUGAGAAUUGGGCACAAACAUGCAAUCAAUAUCACAGUCCACCAUCCUCCCGCCAGAUUACUAAUUUCACCUGUGGGGAAAAUCUGUUCAUGUCGUCCUAUCCGGCCUCUUGGGAGGAGGCGAUUGAAUCACUUCACAGUGAAUUUAAGAAUUUUGAAUACGGAGUAGGAGCCAAAGAUCGUGAUCUCGACAUAGGGCAUUAUACCCAGAUUAUGUGGUACAAAUCCUACCUGGUCGGAUGCCAUUGCACGGAAUGCCCUGUUGUUAAUGGCGGGACAUUUAGAUACUACUACGUUUGUCACUAUUGCCCGGCAGGAAAUAUUGCUGACACAAUAGAAUAUCCCUACAAAUCUGGCCCGGCGUGUAAGGACUGUCCAAACGCAUGUGAUAAUGGCCUAUGCACCAACCCCUGCCCAUAUGAAGAUAACUAUAGCAACUGCAAUGAUUUGGCAACUAAAGGUCAAUGUGAUAAAUACCAACUUGUAAAGGAAGGUUGUCCUGCUUCCUGUCUCUGCAAAAACAAUGAGAUAAUAUAAUCGCUUCUCUGGGCUCUCCAACUCAUCCGUUUAAAACGAAGCACCUGUAUCUAGUGGCUAAAAGCAAUUUAUUGAGGUGCAUUUUGCAAUUGAAUGCUAAUUAGCCAUUUAGAAAUAUGGAGCAAUAUAGGUGCCUUCUCUAAGGGGGUCAUUUAUUAAAGUCUGAAUGCCAAAAAUGCGAAAAAUUUGAGUUUUUGUAACUAUAAAAUCUACAUUUUUU